Messenger RNA from Megalops cyprinoides (Indo-Pacific tarpon), 2843 nucleotides. Its product is annotated as leucine-rich repeat and immunoglobulin-like domain-containing nogo receptor-interacting protein 1. The record is from RefSeq and is a predicted model, not a curated record. The transcript is spliced from 2 exons. The coding region runs from base 441 to 2288 and encodes 615 amino acids. Gene Ontology annotation, molecular function: protein binding. Gene Ontology annotation, cellular component: plasma membrane. Lineage: Eukaryota; Metazoa; Chordata; Actinopteri; Elopiformes; Megalopidae.
UGUGGAGAAACCCACCGCCACCUUCAGUUUCGCCAAUUUCUCUCCCCCCUCCUCCCAAGAAGCCCCUGAAAACUGCAGGUGCUCAAUAACCUUGUGAGUGCCGCCUCGCUGUAUGAAUGUGAGAUAGCGCUGAUGUGCGGGAGCGGGAGUAUCUUUUCUUCAUUCUUCCCAUUCUUCAGACAGUACGCAGGUAGCGCGGAGAAGCUUCCCUAGUCGCGGGGGGAUAUCUGGCGGCCUGAAUACAGUGACGGGACGUAUCGGCUGGAAUAUCUUUUCUCAUUAAGACACCGCGGCUGUCAGGAUUCGAAGGCAACAUUAUAUAUUGCUGAGAAGUCCAUUUAAUCGAUCUGGUUGAAAUAGCGGGUCUCUGUAUCUGGGCGCAGGGAGUUGCCGUUGGGCGAGCUGGCUGAGGAUGGACGGUAGCAGCAGUAGGUAACAGGAUGGUCGCAGGGGAGGUGAGAGGCCACAGCUACCUUGUGGCAUGCUGGCAGCCCAUCCUGAUCUUGAUGCUUGGCACUGUGCUGUCAGGCUCUGCCACAGGCUGUCCGUCCCGCUGUGAGUGUAGUGCCCAGGAGCGCUCCGUUGUAUGCCACCGCAGGAAGCUGCUGGCUAUCCCCGAAGGCAUUCCCAGUGAGACCCGAAUUCUGGACCUUAGCAAGAACCGCCUGAAAACCAUCAACCCGGAGGAGUUCACAAGCUACCCUCACCUGGAGGAGCUCCAACUGAAUGAGAACAUCAUCUCCGCUAUUGAACCUGGGGCCUUCAACAGCCUCGAUGGCCUACGGACUUUGGGGCUGCGCAACAACAACCUGAAGCUCAUUCAGCUGGGUGUGUUCACAGGCCUCAGCAACCUGACCAAGCUGGACAUCAGUGAGAACAAGAUAGUCAUCCUGCUGGACUACAUGUUCCAGGACCUGUACAACCUGAGAAGCUUGGAGGUGGGGGACAAUGACCUGGUCUUCAUCUCCCCGCGAGCCUUUCAUGGUCUCAGCAGCCUGGAGCAGCUCACCUUGGAGAAGUGCAACCUGACCUCUGUGCCCACAGAGGCUUUCAGUCACCUCCACAGCCUCAUUUCACUCCGGCUGCGUCACCUCAACAUCAACAUCAUCAGGGAUUUGUCCUUCAAGAGGCUGUAUCGUCUCAGAGUCCUGGAGAUUGACAACUGGCAAAUUCUGGAUACUAUGACCCCAAACUGCCUCUAUGGACUCAACCUCACAUCCCUGACGGUCACUUCCUGCAACCUUACUGGCAUUCCUUAUGCAGCCCUCCGGCACUUGGUGUACCUGCGCUUCCUGAAUCUGUCAUUCAAUCCUAUUCAGAUUGUUGAGGGAAACAAGCUGCAUGACCUCCUGAGGCUGCAAGAGUUCCACCUGGUGGGAGGUAAGCUGACCACCAUAGAGCCGUACUCCUUCCGAGGUCUCAACUACCUUCGGAUACUCAACGUGUCCAGUAACUCCUUGAGUACUUUGGAGGAGUCUGCCUUUCACUCUGUGGGCAACCUGGAGACCCUGGCGCUGCAUGACAACCCCCUAGCUUGUGACUGCCGCUUGCUCUGGGUCUUCCGCCGCCGCUGGAGACUGAAUUUCAACAAGCAGCAGCCGACCUGUGCCUCACCAGAGGCUGUGCAAGGUAAAGAGUUCAAGGAAUUCCCUGAUGUUCUCCAGCCAAACUACUUCGUCUGUCGCAAGUCCAGGAUCCUGAACCGCAAGGCCCAGCAGGUGUUUGUGGAUGAAGGGACAACGGUCCAGUUUACGUGCCAGGCAGAUGGUGAUCCAGCUCCUGUGGUCAUGUGGCUGUCCCCUCGGAAGCAAUUCAUCACCACAAAAACUGUUGGGCGAAUGUCCGUAUUUCCUGAUGGCACCCUCGAAGUGCGGUAUGCCCAAAUCCAGGACAACGGCACAUACACGUGCAUUGCCAGCAAUGCAGGGGGCAAUGACACAGCACUGGCUCACUUACACAUACACAGUUUCUCUCCUGACUGGCCCCACCAGCCCAACAAAACCUUUGCCUUUAUCUCCAAUCAACCCAGUGACCACAAUUCUAACAGCACCCAAGCCACGGUUCCUUUCCCAUUCGACAUUAAGACUCUGAUCAUAGCCACCACCAUGGGCUUUAUCUCAUUCCUUGGCGUUGUCCUGUUUUGUCUUGUCCUGCUUUUCCUCUGGAGCAGAGGCAAAGGCAACACAAAGCACAACAUUGAAAUUGAGUAUGUGCCCCGUAAGUCUGAUGCUGGCAUGAGCAGCAGUGCAGCAGAUGCCCCUCGUAAGAUCAACAUGAGGAUGAUCUGACCGUCUCUAGGGACCGUCUUUCCUGAGGCAGAGUGGACAGUGAGAGACCAAUUCAAAACAGAUGGCACACCACUCCCACAACAAAUUAACAACAAAUGAGUAGGGAGUCCCUCUCUAACAAACCCCAGGAUCUUGGGCCAUUGUGAUAGACUGUACUGUUUAUUCCUGAGCUGACAGAUGGGGAGGAGAUUUUCUUUUCUCGCCUAAAAUGAUGAAUUAUGAAAGGAAAAAGAAAGAAAGACAUUGUAAAGCACUUUUUUUCCCAAGACUAAUUUCUGCUUAGUUGGCUAUGCAGGCAGGGAUGGAUUAUAAGGUUCAGUUUCUUGUGUAAUUAUAUGAUAGACAGUUGAUGAAAAGAAAGUCAAACAUUAAAAGACAGAGACAUCAGCUAGAAUUCAGAAAGCAAAUAAUCUUUUUCCUUUGCUGUCCUUUUACUUGUUUGUUUUUUUAAUAAUAUCUCUUAAGAAAUUGGGAGCACUCUUUAUGUUUUAUGGGAAGGAAGCUAAGUACAUGGUGGAGUUAUGGGUUGGUGAGCAUAUUAAUAUCAUCACUGUA